Boeremia exigua is the source of this 1142-nucleotide messenger RNA. RefSeq lists its product as uncharacterized. Bases 114 to 1016 code for a protein of 300 amino acids. The transcript has 2 exons. Gene Ontology annotation, cellular component: mitochondrion. The record is from RefSeq and is a predicted model, not a curated record. Lineage: Eukaryota; Fungi; Ascomycota; Dothideomycetes; Pleosporales; Didymellaceae.
CGGAAUCGGUUUGAAGAGAAAGCGAACUCAGGCACGUUGAAGGUCGUUUUCGACAUCGUGCGUUACUGCAAGGGCUGUAGAAACGGUCACCACGACUUUGCCGCUACGACUCCAUGUCAUCAAUGACUCAGCAACUUGCUCCUGAGCAUACCAAGUUUGGAUGGGGAGGAUGGAGGGGAAGCACGUUACCGGCACAGCUUACAGGAGACUUGGGCGCUGCAGCUGUGUCGGCAACACUGAUAUCACCUGUUCUUACAGCAAUUGACCGUGCGGUCGUUGAAAAUGCGGCUCGACCAGGGCAGAAUCCACUGGCUCAGGCAUUAAAGACAAACAUACUCUGUUCAUUCCAGCAUCCAAGACGGUUCUUUGGCACGAAACCAUUCUUCAUCAUCUGGACGCUAUAUGCAGCAACAUAUGCAACAGCAAACACAGUCGAAACAACAGCCAGGCACCUAACCCAAAAGGCCGACGAGCUUUUCGUCCAGUCCGCCACUUUUUUAUCGACAAUAAUAGUGAAUGUGCCUUUAGGAGUCUGGAAAGAUGUGCGAUUUGUUCAGAUGUUUGGCAGGCCCUCAGCACCAGUUGCCGCUCAGACAGAAGGUGCGAAGACAACGUCUCCGCCAGUCCAACGGCCAAACUUUCCUAGAAUGGUGGCAGCUACGUUCCUCGUUCGCGACGCAAUCACCAUCUUUGGAGCUGUCAACUUGCCUCCAAUGAUCUCAAACUCACUGCCCGAAGAGACUUUUUCGAGUCCAAUGCUCAAGAUGGCGACAAUGCAACUUCUGGUCCCGGUUUUCUCGCAGAUCCUCGCAACACCAAUCCAUCUGCUAGGGCUGGAUAUGUACAGUCAUCCAAACAGCGCGGCCCGGAUGUCAAGGAUCAGACGGAAUCUCGGAGCAACAACGCUGGUGAGGUGCGCCAGGAUCAUUCCGGCUUUUGGUGUCGGACUCAUUGCGAACACUGGGCUACGGAGUUACUUUCAUGAAAAGGCCGGCUACGUAAAGGAUUGCUCAUGAGACUGCGGUAUCUGAAGUAACUAUUUUAGGGUUAUAGCGGAGCAUUGGCGUCAAGGCUGUUGCCGAUUCACUAGUAUUUCCCGGCAUACUGUAAUAGUCACAUGGGAUUGGAGCCAAAAACUUUGA